Molecule: messenger RNA, 1050 nt
Organism: Fusarium poae
Lineage: Eukaryota; Fungi; Ascomycota; Sordariomycetes; Hypocreales; Nectriaceae
Exons: 1
Coding region: 1-1050 (349 amino acids)
Molecular function (GO): 4 iron, 4 sulfur cluster binding; catalytic activity
Source: RefSeq, a predicted model, not a curated record
AUGGCAAUCGUGUCGCUCCUCUUGGGCUUGCCCCCUUGGUGCUAUCUCCUUAUUGCUCUAUGCGUUGUCCUGUAUAUCAGACUUAAAAAAACCUUUGAGGUCGAUAACAAUUCCGGAAAGGCAUUUGGCCCAGAGUCCAAUGUCCCGGUUUCCGUCAACUACUUCCCCUCUCGAAAAUGCAACUACUCCUGCGGCUUUUGCUUUCAUACUGAUACCUCUUCGUACGUCCUCCCCAUCGACGAGGCGAAGCGUGGUUUACGGUUGUUGAAAGAAGCCGGUAUGCGAAAGCUCAACAUCGCCGGUGGAGAGCCGUUCCUUUACCCCCGCCUUCUUACUGAAUUGCUUCAAUAUGGAAAAGAAGAACUUUCUCUCGAAAGCAUCAGCAUCGUGAGCAACGGUAGCAAGAUUACAGAGUCAUGGAUGGAAAAGAAUUGUCAAUGGCUGGAUAUUCUUGCCGUGUCCUGCGACUCAUUCAAUCCAGAGACAAAUCGCAAGAUUGGACGAGGUGAUGACGGAGGGAACGUCCUUCGCCUUUUCCGCAUCGCCAACUGGUGCAAGAAAUACGGCAUCAAAUUCAAGCUAAACACUGUUGUCAAUGUACACAACUGGGAUGAAGACAUGGCAGCCGACAUCGAAAGGCUGGCACCUUUUCGUUGGAAGGUAUUCCAGUGUCUUAUUGUCGCUGGCGAGAAUGAAGACGCAACUCGACUACGCGAUGCAAGAGACUUUCUCGUCACCGAUGAACAAUGGAAGACAUUUUGCGACCGACACAAGCAUCUACCCUGCUAUGUUCCCGAAGACAAUACGUCCAUGGCAAGUAGCUAUUUGCUGUUGGAUGAGUACAUGUGUUUCUUGGACAAGGGUGAGGGCAUGAUCACCAAGAGUGAAUCCAUUUUGAAGGUUGGGGUCCGGAAAGCAAUGGACCAAGUUGUCUGGGAUAAGGCGUCUUUUGUUGACCGUGGUGGUGUCUACGAUUGGGGCAGAUCGGAUACUCAAGAGAUUAAUAAUUGCGGCGGCGGUGGAGGCGGGGAUAAGAGAUUGGACUGGUAA